Mesorhabditis spiculigera is the source of this 786-nucleotide messenger RNA. Lineage: Eukaryota; Metazoa; Nematoda; Chromadorea; Rhabditida; Rhabditidae. The record is from the annotation of a GenBank genome assembly.
AUGUCUGACGCCGAGGACCCCCAUCCGGACAGUACCUACAAGGAGGGACAGCAUCUGCUGGUCCGAUCGUAUGAUGGCCAAUUCGCUGCAACGGUGACUGCUGUAGAAAACCAUCGCGAUUUCCCCAUGGGCGCCGACUUUUGGUAUAAUCUCCGGUUUAAGAACUUGGGACACCAUCACGAUUGGCAAAUGAGACAGGAUGAACUCACUAUGGUGCUCGAGAGACCACUGACUUCACAGGAAUUCCGAAUGUUCGGAAGGGUCGCUGUUCCGAAGGAGACUGUGCGGCUUCGCGUGUUUAUUGAAAAACCAGUGCAAUUCCCGCCGAAGCUUUGGAAUGUGCUCCAGAAAGACCAGAAAGAGAUGCAGCAAGGAAAGUGGAUGCAAGUUGGUGGCAGUCCUACCAUCAUGGAUGUUAUGAAGAAGUACCUCGAGCGCCCUCUCAACGAGGAGAUUAAAAGCCUUGAUGCUGAACAGCAGUUCUACUUCGCUCGAUGGGUCUGCGAGGAGUUCAACGACCGUCUAUUUUCCACACUAUACACGCUUGAGCGCUGGCAUGCCCUCGAGAUUCGUCGAGAGUUGCUGGAAAAAGAUGAGGAAUUCUACCCUUGCCGCAUCUACGGCAUCAUACACUUGUUGCGCUUUUGCUAUCUUCACUUCGUGCGAAGCCCAGAAGUGUUGCCGGCUUACGUCUCUGUUCUCAUCCCCAGUCUCUUCGACUUCAUGGAAAUAGACCUGCACCGUGACGAACCGAAUGUCUUCGACGCCAUCUACCAAGCUCUCCCA